AUGAAUGGUGACAGGGUCCACUUCUACACAGACAACCAGAGGGUCUUCCUGGGCCCCCGAGGGCUGGACUCUGUGCCAGAGUCUCCUGCAUCCCCCAGGAGGCCAGGGCUUGUUCAGACCGGCAUGGCAGUUUUGGCUGUGACUCUCGUCUCCUCUCUGGUGGCUCUCUUUGUUGUGGAUCCCCACCACUCUGGCGGGGUGGCAGGGUUGCAAGAGACUAUCCAGAUGUUUAAAAGCCAUGUGGAGAAUUCCAGCACCUGGAGCACGGAGGUCCAGAUGUUGGCUUGCAGAGUGGACAAUGUCAGUUCUCAGAUCCAGGUGCUCAGCGGUCAUCUGGAAAACGCCAGUGCUGAAAUCCAGACGGUAAAAGACGUUCUAAAGGAUGCCAAUACCUUGAGUUUCCAGACCCAGAUCUUGAGGAGGUCCAUGGAGGGGGCCAGUGAGGAUAUCCAGAAGCUAAAAGGAGAUCUGGAAAAGGCAAAUGCUUUAAAUUCCCAGACCCACAGUUUCUUAAAAAGCAGUUUAGAAAACUCCAGCAUCGGUCUCCACAUGCUGAGUGGAGGCUUAGGAAAUGCCAACGCUGAAAUUGCGAUAUUGAAGGCAGGACUGAAAAUGGCAAAUGCCCAGGCCCAGUGGACAAACAGUAGUCUAAAGAAUGCUAAUGCUCAGAUCCAAGUUUUGAGAGGCCAACUGGCUGGUGUCAAUGACUUACGGGCCCAGAAUCAGAUUUUAAGAAGCAGUUUGGAAGGAGCCAAUGCUGAGAUCCAAAGGGUCAAGGGAAGCCUGCAAAAUGCCAAUGCUUUAAACUCCCAGAUGCAGACUUUUCUAAGAGGCAGUUUAGACAACACCAGCUCUGAGAUCGAGUUUUUAAGAGGUCAUUUCAAAAGGGCUGGUGAUGAGAUUCACUUGUUAAAAAGAGAUUUGGAAACUGUCACUGCCCAGACCCAAGUCACAAGCAACCGUCUGGAGCAGACAGAUGCUCAGAUCCAAUUAUUAAAAACAGAGCUUGAAAAUGUCAGUGCCUUAGAUUCCAAGACUCAGGUAUUAAAUGGUUAUUUGAAAAAUGCCAGCAGAGAGAUACAGACCCUAAAACAAGGGAUGAAAACUGCUGCAGCCCUAGGUACUAAGAUCCAGAUGCUAGAGAGCAAUCUGCAGAAGGCCAGUGCUGAGAUCCAGAGGUUAGAAGCAGAUUUAGAGAACACCAAAACACUAACUAUGAAAAUCCAGGAGGAGAAGAGUUGCCUGGAGACAGUCCAUGUGGCCCUUGUUUCCCAGGAGCAGCUACAGAGGACCCAAAAUCAGCUUCUUCAACUGAUCCUGCAAGGCUGGAAAGUCUACGGCGAGAGCUUGUAUUACUUUUCUCACGUCAAGAAGUCUUGGCACGAGGCUGAGCAGUUCUGUGUGUCCCAGGGAGCCCACCUAGCCUCGGUGACUUCUGAGGAGGAGCAGGCGUUUCUGGUAAGGUUCACGAGUACCUCUUACCACUGGAUUGGCCUCACAGAUGGGAGUGAGGAGGGCUCCUGGCGCUGGGUGGACGGGACACCAUUCAAUGUUGCCCAGAGCAGAGCGUGA
Neomonachus schauinslandi (Hawaiian monk seal) is the source of this 1572-nucleotide messenger RNA. It is a transcript of the gene CLEC4F, whose product is annotated as C-type lectin domain family 4 member F. NCBI's taxonomy places the organism in Eukaryota, Metazoa, Chordata, Mammalia, Carnivora, Phocidae. The transcript has 5 exons. The record is from RefSeq and is a predicted model, not a curated record. The coding region runs from base 1 to 1572 and encodes 523 amino acids.